Messenger RNA from Rhizophagus irregularis DAOM 181602=DAOM 197198, 647 nucleotides. RefSeq lists its product as uncharacterized. The record is from RefSeq and is a predicted model, not a curated record. Gene Ontology annotation, biological process: riboflavin biosynthetic process. Gene Ontology annotation, cellular component: intracellular anatomical structure; riboflavin synthase complex; mitochondrial intermembrane space. Lineage: Eukaryota; Fungi; Glomeromycota; Glomeromycetes; Glomerales; Glomeraceae. Gene Ontology annotation, molecular function: 6,7-dimethyl-8-ribityllumazine synthase activity.
UUUUUGUUUGAAAUUCUUUACAUUAUUUUAUCGAGAGAAUUGAAACAUGUCAACUGUUAAAGGAGUAGCUCCACCAAUCGAAAAAUAUGAUGGUUCUUCAUUGCGUGUUCUAAUCGUACAUGCACGUUGGAAUAUUACAGUAGUGGACGCAUUAAUAAAAGGAGCAAUUGACACCAUGACCAAUGAAUAUUCGGUUAAAUCCGAGAAUAUUACCAUUCAAUCUGUCUCAGGAUCAUAUGAGUUACCAUUUGCAACUCAACGUCUUAUUGCAGCAUCAAGACUUCAGGCUACUCCAAAUGCAGCAGAAUUAUUUUCAUCAACGCCAGCAGGAGAACAAACUGGACCUCCGCCUGUUAACACUCAAACUUUUGAUGUGGCUAUUUGUAUUGGAGUAUUAAUCAAAGGUUCUACGAUGCAUUUUGAAUAUAUUGCCGACGCUGUUAGUAAUGGUAUAAUGAGAGUUGGAUUGGAUUCUGGCAUUCCUUGUGUUUUUGGUAUUUUAACUUGUUUAAAUGAUGAUCAAGCAUUGGAAAGAGCUGGUUUGGGUUCAAGUGAUAAGAAACAUAAUCAUGGAAUUGAUUGGGGACAUUGUGCUGUUGAAUUAGCUGUGAAGAAUCGCGGUUGGAUGGCUGGUAAAAUUUGACAUU